Molecule: messenger RNA, 1285 nt
Organism: Eupeodes corollae
Lineage: Eukaryota; Metazoa; Arthropoda; Insecta; Diptera; Syrphidae
Gene: asf1
Product: histone chaperone asf1
Exons: 2
Coding region: 238-921 (227 amino acids)
Biological process (GO): DNA replication-dependent chromatin assembly
Cellular component (GO): nucleus
Molecular function (GO): histone binding
Source: RefSeq, a predicted model, not a curated record
CACAGAUGUUCUGUCAAAAUUCUAAUUUAUUACAAAAUUGCUUAAAGAAAAGUGCGGUCAUAAAAUUCUAACAUAAAAAUACAAGAAUUUAACAAUUUCAAACGAACUAAAUAUCAAAAAUAAUAAAAUAGUUUUAAUCUAAAAGAAUCCCUCUUCGAUUGCCCCUUGUCGGCUUCAAACGUUUUGUUUCUUUUGUUGCUAAUUUAUGUGAAGUCUUUUUCUUUUUUUAACACAACAAUGGCGAAAGUUCACAUCACCAACGUGGUAGUCCUCGAUAAUCCGAGCAGUUUUUUCAAUCCUUUCCAAUUCGAACUCACCUUCGAGUGCAUCGAGGAACUCAAAGAGGACCUCGAAUGGAAGAUGAUUUAUGUGGGUUCGGCGGAGUCGGAGGAACACGAUCAGGUUUUGGAUACUAUAUAUGUGGGGCCAGUGCCCGAAGGACGCCAUAUUUUCGUAUUUCAAGCAGACCCACCAGAUGUAACAAAGAUACCCGAGCAGGAUGCUGUGGGCGUCACAAUUGUCCUGCUCACCUGUUCGUAUCGGGGACAGGAAUUCGUUCGUGUGGGGUAUUUCGUGAACAACGACUAUGCUGACCCCGAGAUGCGCGAAAAUCCCCCACCAAAGCCACUCUUCGAUCAAUUGACGCGAAACAUUCUCGCCUCAAAGCCCAGAGUUACUCGAUUCAAAAUUAACUGGGAUGAUACACCACAAAAUGGAGUCUCAAAUGGCACAAACGGCAUGGACGGCGAAGAAGUGCAGUUCUUCCAGAAUGCCAACGGAGCCGGCUGCUCAGGAGCGGGAGCAGUAAUGGAGAACGGCUGCAUAUCAACGACUGACGAAAACAGCAUGGCUAUGCCCAUGGACAACACCAAUGGCGUGGGUCUAAACGAGAACUCGAACUCCCUGGCGAUGGAGUGCUAGUAAAGACUCUUGAGAAAUCACUUUUGUACCUACGAAUAAGUUAUUUCAUGAAACGCGAAAGUGUUCAUUUUGUAGACUUACGUUUCAGCCAAGUCCAAGUAGCAGAAGUCUCUGUCUCCUGUUUUUCUUUUAAUUUUUUUUUCUUCUCUCUUCUUUCGUCGUGUCGCUGAUUUAGUUGUUUUCUUAAUUAUUUUCCUCGAAAACGAAUCGGUAUUGAAUUUAAGUCUGGAAUUCGGGGCUGCCGAAGCAGUUCGCUAAUAUUUUUGCGAGUUCUGGAUCCAAACGAACAUUUAGUUGUAAAAUUUAGUUUGUAUUAAAAAUUCUAUGUUAAUAAACUACAAUUGUUUUGUUAAAUUGUAUUAAA